Molecule: messenger RNA, 2037 nt
Organism: Cephus cinctus (wheat stem sawfly)
Lineage: Eukaryota; Metazoa; Arthropoda; Insecta; Hymenoptera; Cephidae
Product: sodium-independent sulfate anion transporter
Exons: 12
Coding region: 190-1890 (566 amino acids)
Biological process (GO): transmembrane transport
Cellular component (GO): membrane
Molecular function (GO): sulfate transmembrane transporter activity
Source: RefSeq, a predicted model, not a curated record
CUGAACGUGUAAGCGAGAACAUGGCCGUAGAGAGAAUACUGAAUAAAUCAUUUGUCGAAGCGAUAAGAGUAGAAGAGUACAUACACGGAGUAUACAAGUGUAUAUACAAAGAAUAAUAAAUAGACACUCAAAGAGAAACUCGAAGAGGAGUAGAAAGUAGAAAAGCUGUUCACUGGACUUCGCCAGGAUAUGGAAGCUCAAGUCAUGAAGAAGGAUUAUACAAAAAACUUACAUUGUAAAGCGCCAGACUGCAAGGCGUACACGAGACGUCGCUUUCCGAUUUUGGGCUGGUUGCCAGGAUACAAAAAGUCAUGGAUUCUACAGGACAUGUUAGCUGGAAUCACGGUGGGACUCACCGCAAUACCACAAGGCAUAGCGUAUGGAAUCGUAGCUGGCUUAAAUCCUGAGUACGGUCUCUAUGCUGCGUUCGUGAGCUCCUUCGUCUAUAUAAUAUUUGGCUCCUGCAAAAAUAUUACAAUCGGACCCACCGCAAUUAUGGCACUUAUGGUUCGGCCACUUGUUGACAACUAUGGACCCGACAUAGCUGUUCUUAUCUGCUUCCUUAAGGGCUGCAUCAUUACUCUUCUUGGUUUGUUUCAUUUGGGUUUCCUCCUUGAUUUUAUAUCACUUCCGGUUAUUACCGGUUUCACUUCUGGCGCCGCCAUAACCAUCGCUUCCGCACAAUUUAAACCGAUUCUUGGCAUACGAGGAUCCAGCUCUUCCUUCUUGGAUUCUAUUGUUUCUGUAUUUGUUAAUAUCGGAGACAUUGGAAUUUUUGAUACUUUACUCGGAUUAGGAACUGUUGCUGCUCUCGUAUUGCUCAAGAAUCUACCGGGUAAUCGGAAUGGAAAAUUUCCACUGAAUGUACUGUGGAUGGUAACUCUGGCAAGGAAUGCCUUGGUCGUUGUAUUUGGCACUGUAUUAGCUUACGUUUUUUACCUGAAUGACAUGGAACCACUUAUAUUAACCGGUUCCAUGGGUCAAGGGUUACCGCCGUUUUCCCUGCCGCCGUUUUUCACAGUCUUUCACGAUAAUUAUUACAGCUUCCACCAUUUGAUAUCAGGAAUGGGGAUUACUUUAUUCACGAUGCCAAUUAUUUCGACGAUUGAACAUAUCGCCAUCUCAAAAGCCUUUGCAAUGGGAAAAUCGUUAGACGCGACACAGGAAAUGCUGGCGCUCGGUCUGUGCAACAUAUUUGGUUCAUUUGUAAGAUCCAUGCCGGUCACAGGAUCUUUUACAAGAACUGCAGUUAAUUACGCUUCAGGCGUCCAGACGCCUUUAGGCGGCUUCUUCACGGGUGGUCUGAUUUUAUUGGCUUUGGGGUUUCUUACCUCGACCUUCCAUUUUAUACCAAGAGCCACACUGGCCGGUGUUAUAAUAUGCGCCAUGUAUUACAUGCUCGAUUUCGACACCUAUAAGCUUCUCUGGCGAGCAAAAAAAAGCGACUUCAUGAUAAUGUCGUUGACGUUGCUCGCCUGUGUAUUCCUCGGCUUGGAAUUUGGCAUUGUUAUAGGAAUUCUAUUAAGCAUUAUUUUCCUGCUAUUCUUCUCCGCCAGACCCUCCAUUGAAAUUCGCGUAGAACAGAUCGAAGGUCACAAGAUUAUUCAUGUAAUACCCAAGGAAGCCGUUGCCUUUCCAGCUGCUGAAAAUCUUCGUUCUAACGUCAUGCAGCUCGUAGAGUUUCAUCAAUGUUCUCUUCUUGUCGACGGACGAAGUCUCAACAGGAUAGACGCAACUGUUGCCAAGAAUCUUAAAUUAUUGGCCAAGGAUCUCUCGCUGGCCAAUCAGCAAAUUGAAUUUAUCAAUUGUAACGAAGAGGUUACGGCCAUAUUGAAAACAGUGGCUCCCGAAUUAGCCGAUAAAUUUAAAAAGAGUGACGACCUGUGCUGAGUCGAUAGAUUUUCUUUAAAAAGUAGUGACGAUCGUAUUUAUUAUCACGCCGAAGAGAUAAGGCGAUUUUAUAAAAUGCAACGCCUCGUCCACUUACCGAUAUUAAUUUAUUGUCUCAAUAAAACAGUGGAAGUAUAUGUACAAGAU